Molecule: messenger RNA, 1980 nt
Organism: Echinococcus granulosus
Lineage: Eukaryota; Metazoa; Platyhelminthes; Cestoda; Cyclophyllidea; Taeniidae
Product: 5-hydroxytryptamine receptor
Exons: 3
Coding region: 1-1980 (659 amino acids)
Biological process (GO): adenylate cyclase-activating adrenergic receptor signaling pathway
Cellular component (GO): membrane
Molecular function (GO): G protein-coupled receptor activity
Source: RefSeq, a predicted model, not a curated record
AUGGAUACAAAUGUAUCUACUUCGGUGCUUGCAGCUACCCAAGUCCCCAGCACUGCCGCCCUAGGUUCAAUCCCUCUUGCAGUUACUUUCUGUAUCAUCACUGCUCUAACUAUUCUAGGCAACACAUUAGUUAUCUCUGCUGUCCUUCUAGUACACAAACUUCGGUGUCCUAGCAAUUUUCUGAUCGUCAGUCUGGCUGCUAGUGAUCUGAUGGUCAGCAUUAUAGUGAUGCCUUUCAGCACCUACUUGGAAUAUCGGCAAUACUGGGACCUAGGUGAAGUUGCUUGCGACAUAUUUAUCGUUUUUGAUGUUUUUCUAUGCACAGCCUCCAUUUUGAAUCUUUGUGCUAUCAGUAUUGACCGAUAUCUUGCAGUUACCCGACCAUUUCAGUACGUGUACAAACGGACUCCUAAGCGAAUGCUGAUAAUGAUUCUCACGGCUUGGUCAAUUUCAGCAUUAAUAAGCAUCCCCCCGAUAUUUGGUUUCAAAGAUGAAUUCGUUCCUGGGAAAUGCGCCUAUAGUCAAAAUUUUAUUUAUCAAAUCUAUGCUUGCUUCGGUGCUUUUUACAUACCUCUUAUCGUCAUGCUAAUACUAUACGGCCGGAUCGUAAUUUUAGCUAGGAGGAUUGUAAAAUCUGACCGAAUCAGAUUGCCAUCAAAACCUUGUGAUGAAAAACGAAAUUCAAUUCAAAAUUACCCUGAAUCACAGGAAACUGAUGAAGGCGCCUCCGAGGAUAAAAGCAAGUUUACCUAUCCAUGCUUUGGCAAAACCUGCUGUCUUUACUUACGCAAACGGGAAUCUCUUGAUUCUACUGACAAGUCUGUGGAUCCUAAUUUCUUUAGCAAUAUCUCUUCUAUUCAUUCUAUUCCUACCGCACCAGUUGUAUGCAUUAGUGAAGCAGGUGAUAGUCCACUACUCAAUCCCCCCCACAUUAAAGAAAACAACUGCCCACCUGACCCAGUUCAUCACUUCAGCCGUCUGCCUCCCCAAAAAUCCUGCCCUAAUAGCAAGCUGAGAGAGCACCCAAAUAACGGCUGUGAGCGUUCAUCUCCGGGAGUUGAGUUCCUUGAACCAUCUACUCAAAGACCGCAGAGCCUCUUCACUAACCAGCAUCGAGUAAGCUUGCAUCCUGGCGCGGAAAAUCUCAAGCAUUGCUCCUCACUGUUACGCGAUCGAGCCUACUCUGUCACUGUUGCGCACAUACAAACAAAAAACCCGCGAAGCAGCUUACCCUUCUUCUCCAAACAGCGUCUCAGCAUUGCUCUUCACUUAAAACGACCAGGAAUUAAACGCUCAAAUGAGGCCAAAGCCAUCCGAACCCUUGGCGUCAUUAUGGGUGUUUUCUGCAUUUGCUGGCUACCAUUUUUCAUUGUUGCGCUGGGUCGACCUCUCUACAAUUACAUACAUAACACAGAAAAGGAUAUUGACCCCCGUCUCAAUUGCUUCUUCCUCUGGCUAGGCUGGAAAUGCAGGUCGUACAAUGAUCCACCAACGAGUCGAGAGGACAUCCAAUCCCAGUUUCAGUGGCAUAUCAAGACACUAUGGCGACAAGUGGGAAACCGAUACCGCAGAGAGGGGGAAAUUUGCAUGGUUACUUCUCUACAGAGGCCUUCUAUACGUAAUGGCUUAGCACCAACUAACUGUUACUUAUUAAAUGGAGUAAUUUGCCUUUUACUCAAUAACUGUGUGGCAUUUGUGUAUCUUGAAGGCUACGUGAACUCGGCACUUAACCCCUUAAUCUACGCCAUCUUCAACCGUGAAUUUCGUCGACCCUUCUGGGAGUUGAUGUCAUGCCAUUGCUUGAACAUUAACGCGCGUCUUCGUGAACGUCGCUACCAGCAUGAGUACAGACCUCCACCCGUCCCCUUACCAAACAUUUCUGGUGGCGGUGGCACUGAAGGUGAAACGCCCUCUCUUUCCCGAUCUCGAAAUUCUGCUCAUUUGCUUGACAGAAGACACAGUUCCAUGCUAACCGAAUAG